This is a messenger RNA of Cyclocybe aegerita, 303 nucleotides long. Lineage: Eukaryota; Fungi; Basidiomycota; Agaricomycetes; Agaricales; Hemipholiotaceae. The record is from the annotation of a GenBank genome assembly.
AUGCAAUUCGUCGUCGCUACCACCCUCGCCAUGAGCGCGUCGUCUGCCUACGCCGUCACAGGCAAGUUCUGGUGCAACGCCACCAAGGGCUCCAAUGCCGACUGCGUCCUCCCUGGCGUCGGGCCGACCUACGCCUGCGGUGAGGCCCAAGGCGCGUCAGGCUACCAGUCGAGCUCGAGCCGCAAGUACUGGACCAACCUCCCGAGCUGGGGCAAACUAUCUACACAAGCAUCGAUGAGAACAUCUGAGCUGAAGGUUGAGAGGUUAGCAAUUUUCGACAACUUCGGCGUGAACCAAUCUUAG